GGGCAGCAGCGUCUCCUCAGUCGUCCCAGCUGCUCUCACGGCGGGAGGCUUCUCCGGCCGCUGCCGAACGCUGAUGAAGCUCUCGGAGUAGCUGCUGUUCUGUUCCCUUCCUCACCCUUUGUUGCAAGAGCCCCCGGGCCCGGGGUGCGGCUGGCCUCGGGGACCGCCCCCUCAUGCCGUGGUUUGAAAGUGCCAGUUGCCAGGUCACCUGGAGGAAUCGCUUUAGCUGGAGGCACCGCGGGCCCUGCCCUGCUCCGUAGUGUCGGCUCUUGAGGCUGCUGCUGCCUGGUGAAGAGGGAUUUGCAAGGAGCUGAGCCCUAGUGCAGUUGCAGCAACUAUGGGGCUGCAGCCCUUGGAGUUCAGCGAUUGCUACCUGGAUAGCCCCUGGUUCAGGGAGAGGAUCAGAGCCCAUGAGGCGGAACUGGAAAAAACCAACAAGUUCAUCAAGGAGCUGCUCAAGGAUGGAAAGAACCUUAUCGCUGCAACCAAAAAUCUUUCAGCAGCCCAAAGAAAGUUUGCCCACUCUCUGAGGGAUUUUAAAUUUGAAUUCAUUGGCGAUGCAGAGACGGAUGAUGAAAGAUGUAUAGAUGCAUCCCUGCGUGAGUUUUCAAAUUUCUUAAAAAAUCUGGAAGAGCAAAGAGAAAUCUUGGCACUGAGUGUUACCGAAACGCUGAUCAAACCUUUGGAAAAAUUUAGGAAGGAGCAGCUAGGAGCUGUAAAGGAGGAAAAGAAGAAGUUUGAUAAAGAGACAGAGAAAAACUACAGCUUUUUAGAGAAGCAUUUAAAUUUAUCAGCUAGGAAGAAAGAGCCACAGCUACUAGAGGCAGAUUACCAAGUGGAGCAAAAUAGAAAGCACUUUUAUGAGCUGUCGCUUGAAUAUGUGUGCAAGCUGCAGGAGAUACAGGAACGGAAGAAAUUUGAGUGUGUGGAACCUGUGCUGUCAUUUUUUCAGGGUAUAUUCACUUUCUAUCAUCAGGGCUAUGAACUCGCCAAAGACUUCAAUCACUACAAAAUGGCUCUGCAGAUCAAUAUCCAGAAUACAAGAAAUCGUUUUGAAGGAACAAGAUCGGAGGUGGAGGAGCUCAUGAACAAAAUCAGGCGGAAUCCUCAGGAACAUAAAAGAGCAAAUCAGUUUACAAUAGAAGGCUACCUUUAUGUGCAGGAAAAAAGGCCUGCCCCAUUUGGCUCCAGCUGGGUAAAACAUUACUGCAUGUAUAGGAAGGAGACAAAGAAGUUCACCAUGAUCCCAUUUGAACACAGGUCAGGAGGGAAAAUUGGUGAUGGGGACGUUUUCCUCCUUACAUGCUGUACCAAAAGAAAUGUGGAUACUAUAGACAGACGUUUCUGUUUUGACAUAGAAGCUGCAGACAGAUCUGUUACUCCUGUGACCAUGCAGGCAUUUUCUGAGGAGGACAGGAAGCUGUGGAUGGAAGUCUUGGAUGGAAAAGAAACUCUGUUCAUCAAUUUGUAUAGAGCCAACACAAGACAGGAGGGAAGUGCACAGUUGGAUAAGAUAGGGUUCACAAUUCUGAGAAAAUGCAUCAGUGCCGUUGAAACACGAGAUGCAAAAACCUGCAGUGAAAUUGAUCUGGAAAACUCUGUAGAUUGGGAAGUGAAGACGAUUACUAGUGCUAUGAAGCAGUACCUGAGAAGUCUUCCAGAGCCCCUAAUGACGUAUGAGUUGCACAGAGAGUUCAUCAUUCCUGCCAAAAGUGGCAGCCCUGAGACCAGAGUUAACGCUAUCCACUUCUUGGUUCAUAAACUUCCAGAGAAGAACAAAGAGAUGCUGGACAUUUUGGUGAAACAUUUAGCAAACGUUGCAGACCAUGCCAAGAAAAAUCUAAUGACUGUAGCAAAUUUAGGAGUAGUAUUUGGACCAACCUUAAUGAGGCCGCAGGAAGAAACUGUGGCAGCUAUUAUGGACCUAAAGUUUCAGAAUAUCGUGGUGGAAAUCCUUAUAGAAAACCAUGAGAAGAUUUUCAAAACCCUGCCUGAUGCCACUUUCCCUGAGCCAAUCUCUACGUCAAUAUCUCCUCCAAAUGUCCCACCAAGGCAAUCGAGAAGACAAGGGCAGCGUAAUAAGCGGCCUCUGGCUGUAUAUAAUCUCUGUCUUGAGCUCGAUGAUGUUGACAACCACAGCCCUCCCAGGGAGGACACUCCUACUGGCAGUAUGGAUUCUCUUUCUUCUCACUCUCCUACACCUGCAGUCUCCAGUAGCCCCCCUGAGCCAGACAAAAAUCACCUUAUUCUGGAGAGUGGAGACCUAGCGGACUGGGCAGCCAAUCACCCCAGUCAGAUUCGUUCAUCGAUGGUCUCAUGGUUGAAUACACAGUCCACCACAACACCUACCUCAACUACCAGAACCCCAGCACCGUCAUCUUUCCCCUUCCCCACCUCUGCCACAGGGAGUGACAGACCAGCUGAAAGUGUUCUCAACAGAAGAGCAAGAGCAGUGUACCCUUGUGAGGCAGAACAUAGCUCUGAAUUAUCUUUUCAAAUAGGAGCAGUUUUUGAAGAUGUGCAACUUUCCAGAGAACCAGGAUGGCUUGAAGGAACUCUAAAUGGCAGGAGAGGGCUUAUUCCACAAAACUAUGUUCAGUUUCUUUAGCUCUCUACAUUUAACGCCCAGAAGGUGUACAUGGUAUCCAUGGAUUUUUGUUAGUCACUUCUCUCCACUUUGGUGACUGGUUUUAAUCAAGGAAGAGCUAGACAAUGGGAUGAAGAGACUAAUCUGUAUAAAGAUAAAAUGUUGCCAAAUAGGAAUUGCAGAGAUGUGAUUUGUAAGGUGGCUUUUUUUAGGGGGGGGGGGGCAGUUUAAUUUUAUGAACAGGGUUUUACAUGUGCAAAGCACAACAGCAAUAUGUUUGCAGGAUAACCCGAAUUUUAAGUCAGAUACAUGGUUGAACUCAUAGUCAGCUGUCAUUUGGAGAAAAGUUUAAAAGUAUUUACAUUGUCCUGGUGCUGAUUAAAUUGAAAUUUGAAAACUGUAUUUAUAUCCACUGUUAAAUGUUGUCAACACUCUAUUUUUCUGGUUCUGAAAAGUUAUUGGGCAAAGAGGCUCUUAUGCUGAAGGCAAAGUAAUAUUCUGAAAGGGGAGUGGAAGUAGCUGGAUCAGAUUUUCAGAUAAAUAAAAUCCACGGAGAGGGGGAUAUGAGAUUUUUCAAGUGUCUUCAAAAUGCAGAUGCCUUUAUGUGAUGUGUGUAGCUUCAUUUAUAUUAUUUUCAACACAGGACCCAUUAACAUUUAUUGCAGGCUCCAGUACCUCCGGUUCCAUAUUGUGCAAUUUUCAAAGUACAGGUUUGUCACCCAAAAAAUCACUGUAAAUGAAAUGUUAUUUACUGUUUGUCUCUCUCUCAUGUUGUUGGAGAAUGAUUUGCUCUGUUUCUAUAAAUCAGUAACUGAAAUAAACUUCUCUUAGUUACUGGAAGGUGUGUGUGCAGAAUCAGUAGAGAGGAAGGCACUGCUGAUUCAGAACAGCUAUAAGUUAGGAAGGACAUUCCUCACAGCAAACAACUUACUUACUGACUUCAUUAACAUCUGCUAAAUACAACUACAGGGUCACAUGCUGCAUUGAUUCUAUAGGACGAUCUCAUUGCACACAAGAGGGUCUCCCUGUAUUCCCCCCCCCCCUCAAGCUCCCUGUGGGCCUCCCUUCCAUCCCUUGCUAUUUCAGGGACUGCAACACACACACACCAUUGCUUCCCAUUCUGCCUCCAUGCCAGGAGUUCUGUGCCCCAUUUCUCCCCUUAGCCGGGGCCGCUAUUCUCACCCUGCCAUCUUACUGGAUAUGUUUCAGGAUGUAAGGUCAGAUUAAAAGUCAAGGUGAGUUUUACCAUUGGCUUCAAAGAGCCCUUAUUUGUCCUAUAGGGCCUAUGCAGCCCUUAGUUGUACUGAGUAGUAGCUAGUUUUACUGAAUAGUAUCUUACUCCUCAAGUAGCCCCAUUGUAAGUGAUGGGACUAUUUGAGCAGUAAGAAACUCAUCAAUGUGCAUGGGAAAGAUAUCAGAAUCUGGUCCGUUAGUGAACUGUGUAUCUCACAAAUCUUUGCCACGUGAUAAAAAUAUGAUGAAAGGUAGUCACCAUUGUGCUGAGUGCAAUUUGUCUUCUCCCUUGCCCCUCUUGCUUAAAAACACGAACAAAUAACACACCCUUUUAAGACUAAUACACUGCAUUAAGGUGAGCUUCAUGCAUUUUGACUAUUUUUGCAAACCAAAAAAUAUUGCCGAUAUAUUAAGUUACUAGUCUUAAAACAGGAGUAGUUAAUGCUCUUUCAUUUUCUUUUUAAAGAAAAGUUUUCAUGCAAUGCCGUUAUCUGUUCCUGUGCCUAGACCUUCUGAGUAAACACAAAUGAACUUCAGAUGGUGGGCUGAGUUGGUGUUGCGGUCCAAAUGGAACUCUUCCAAGCUAUGAGGUUUAAUAUAUGUCAUUGUGUCUGAGGGGAUGGUGAGCUUUGCCAAACAGCUUUAAGGCAAUUCUGGCUGGGAGGUUAUACUGAAGAUGGUGUAGGACUACUGUAAUGAGAUCAAGUGCUCUAAUCUGUCCCUUGAUACAAGAGUAAGGAAAUAAUCCCUCUGAUAACAUUGAGCAAUAGAUCAUAGGUUUGCUCCCUCAAAUUUGUUCAGUUUGGAAGGCAGUGUUUGGCAGUCAGUCAGUCUCAUUUGUGAACAUGCAAUAGCACCAAACUGUGCAUAAUCUUUUGGCUCAGAGUGUGUUUGGUCCUGCACUGUUUUCCAAAUGCUUUAGUUCUUGGUCUAGCAUGCAACUAAAGUGGGUUAAAAAAGGUAGAGGAAAAGUAGUAAGAGAUUUAACUUGUGGAGCACCACCUCACCCACUGCUAUGAUCCUGUUUGCUGCAUUGCCUUGAGUUCUGCAAACUCCUGCAUAAACUAUUCUGAACUUCCAGUUAUUUCAGGUUCUUUUGCCUCUGGUAGCUCAAGUAAAUCUAUGCCAGCUCCAAGCAACCCUAAGAAGAGGAAGAGAACCCUGUUAAGUGUAUUAUUUCCUGGUAGGAGAGGUAAUGCUAAUUUCAUUUUUCAUUCCUAAUUCAUCUUAUCUUUUUAAUCAAGGAUUUUGUAAAAGCAAGGGUAUGAGUAAGCUGGGUCAGAACUGUGCCAAGUUGAACAUACUGCCUACUACUUUUAAGAAUUCAGCUCUGGUAACUCUGGCACUGGUGGGAAGGUCUUCUGUCUUGACUUACACUCUGAUUAAUAAAAAGAACAGGAGUACUUGUGACACCGUAGAGACUAAC
Molecule: messenger RNA, 5246 nt
Organism: Trachemys scripta elegans
Lineage: Eukaryota; Metazoa; Chordata; Testudines; Emydidae
Gene: ARHGAP10
Product: Rho GTPase activating protein 10
Exons: 22
Coding region: 338-2608 (756 amino acids)
Biological process (GO): signal transduction
Cellular component (GO): cytoplasm
Molecular function (GO): GTPase activator activity; protein binding
Source: RefSeq, a predicted model, not a curated record